This is a messenger RNA of Nelumbo nucifera (sacred lotus), 4171 nucleotides long. The record is from RefSeq and is a predicted model, not a curated record. Lineage: Eukaryota; Viridiplantae; Streptophyta; Magnoliopsida; Proteales; Nelumbonaceae.
CCUUUCUCAUUUUAAUGAUUCAACCACCGGAAAAACCAGUGUCCUUGCCCUCCGUCCUGUGCAUGCCUUCGCUUUCUUCACUCGGUCCAUGGCGAAAGCCCGGGCACCAAGAAGAACAAUAGACUCGUACACAAUUAAAGGCAUCAACAAGAUCAUCAGAGCUGGGGACUGCGUUUUGAUGAGACCUUCGGACUCAUCGAAACCCCCUUACGUAGCUAAAGUGGAGAAGAUAGAAUCGGACAGUAGGGGGAACACGAAAGUACAGGUACGGUGGUAUUACCGGCCGGAGGAGUCGAUCGGAGGCCGGAGGCAGUUUCACGGAGCCAAGGAGGUUUUUCUCUCCGACCACUACGACAUACAGAGCGCCGAUACCAUCGAGGGCAAGUGUACGGUACACAGCUUCAAGAAUUAUACUAAACUCGAUGCUGUUGGUAACGACGAUUACUUCUGUCGCUUCGAGUAUAACUCCUCCACCGGAGCGUUCAACCCCGACAGAGUCGCUGUAUACUGCAAAUGUGAAAUGCCAUACAACCCUGAUAACCUAAUGGUGCAAUGCGAGCGAUGCACUGAUUGAUGUCAGACUUCAGAGCAAACGAACAGGCCCUAAGCUGGAAUUUGUGGAGGCAGGGGUGGUUAGAAGCAUAUGAGGGCAAGGUCAAGUAAGAUGGAUGGGCAGGCUGGCUAGAGGCUCAGCUGGUGGUUUACUAAUUUUUUGGGACAGGAAAAAAUGUAAGUUAAUUUCAUCUUAGGUAGGGGAAUUUUCAAUCUCUGUAGUUUUGGAGUUUGAAGGAGGUAGCCAAAGACAAUUUACCAACGUGUAUGGUCCAACAAUCAGUUCGGAUAGGGAGAGACUUUGGGAGGAUUUAGCUAAUGCAAGAAAGGGACUCAACAUUCCUUGGGUAUUGGGAGGAAACUUCAAUGUUGUCAGGUUCAUGGAGGACAGAAAAGGAGAAACUUGGAGAACUAGGGAUAUGAGAAGGUUUACGGACUUUAUUAACCAGUUUAACUUAAUUGAUUUACCUUUCUUAGGAGGGCAAUACACCUGGACGAACAACCAAGAGAACCCAGCUCUGGUUAAACUAGACAAAUUUCUAAUCUCACCAGAUUGGGAAGAUACCUAUCAGCAAGUGAAACAGGUGGCCCUUCCAAGACCUGUUUCAGAUUAUACUACAAUUCAGUUGAGCUGUGGAGGUCAAGGGUCUAGAAAAUGUCCUUUCAAGAUGGAGAAUGCUUGGUUUGAAGAAGAGUGCCUUUACUUUCUUCAUAGUGGACAGAAAGAAACUUUGAGGGUUCUAGCUCUUAUAUCUUGGCAAAGAAGUUAAGUUCAAUUAAAGAUUAUCUUAAAUCUUGGAAGUAGGAAUUUAGAGAUCAGACGGAAUAUGAAAAGAGAAAUUGCCUCAAUCUGAUCAAAGAAAUAGAUUUGGCGGAGGAGAAUGGUCCGUUACUUGAAGAAGAUAGGAAGAAAAGUUCUGAAGCAAAACUGGUUCUCAAUAAUCUAGCAUAUAGGGAUGAACUGAAAUGUAGGCAAAGAUCAAAAAUCAGCUGGCUGAAGGCAGGGGAUAGAAACUCUGGCUUCUUUCAUAAGAUGGUAAAUGCAAGGAAAAGAAUGAACCAUAUCGAAAAACUGGAGUUUGAUGGCCAAAUGGGAGAAUCUUGAAAUGGACUAAAAAACAUUGCAACCUGCUACUUCUUAGACUUGUUCAAGGAGGGCUGGAAAAGGAGACCUCCUCCCCUAGAUCUUCCGUUUAAUAAAAUAUCAGCAGCACAACAAAGAGAGUUGGAAGCUCCAUUUUCAGAGGAAGAAGUAUGGCAAGUGAUUAAAAAGCUAGAAGUGGAUAAAUCUCCAGGGCCGGAUGGUCUCACAAACAUUUUUUAUAAGAAGUGAUGGGAAGUAGUUAAAGUGGACUUUCUUAAAGUGUUUCAGGAUUUCCAUUCCAAUACUGCCCUUGAAAGAAGUCUGAAUGCUACUUUCAUUUCUUUGAUUCUGAAGGUGGAAGGAACUACAAAUAUGAGGGAUUUCAGGCCUAUAAGCUUGUUGAACAGCUUUUAUAAGAUUCUAGCUAAAGUUUUGGCUGAAAGAAUGAAGAAGGUCCUUAACUCGGUGAUAACCAAGAAUCAAUUUGCUUUUGUGCCAGAGACACAAAUGCUGGAUAGUGUUCUAGUGGCUAAUGAACUGAUCGAUUCAAGGAAAAGGAAAGGAAAAACGGGGAUGCUGUGCAAAUUAGUCUUGGAAAAGGACUAUGAUCACUCAAUUAUCAAAAAAAAAGGACUAUGAUCACUUGAAUUGGAGAUGCUUGGACUUUGUAUUGGAAAGAAUGAAUUUCGAGCACAAAUGGAGAAAUUGGAUUAAAAGUAUGCACCACUUCUCCAAAAAUUUCAGUCUUGGUUAAUGGUCAGUCAACUGACUUUUUCAAGAGUUCUAGAGGUCUUUAGCAAGGAGACCCUCUCUCUCCUCUUCUAUUCGUUUGUGUGAUGGAGGUUCUCUCUGCUUUUGUGAACAGGGUGGGAGAGGAGGGCCUAUGGCAAGGUUUUGAAGCUUCAUUGAUGCUGAUUUGGAGCAAUUGGGUGUGCUUCUUGGGGUAUUGUGCUGGUUCGAAGUAGUCUCAGGCUUGAAAGUCAACUGGGUCAAGAGCAGGUUAAUUACAGUAGGAAAGGUGGAAAACAUAGAUAACCUGGCAGAGGUGCUUGCCUGCCAAGUUGGAUUCCUUCCAACUACUCAUCUUGGUCUCCCUCUGGGGGCUAAAUGCAUAUCCUCUUUGAUUUGGGAGCCAGUGGUGGAGAGGUUAGAAAGGAAACUGGCAGGUUGGAAAACUAAAUCUCUCUCUCUGGGGGGAAGAAUUACUCUUCUCAAGAGUGCAUUAUCAAAUCUUCCCUCAUAUUUUCUGUCUCUCUUCCCAAUGCCAAGAAAAGUAGCUCAAAGAGUGGAAAAAUUGCAAAGGGAUAGUUUAUGGAAAGGGUAGGAAGAAGAGAAGAAGAUUCAUUUGGUGAGCUGGGGUCAAGUUUGUGCUCCAAAAGACAAAGGUGGGCUAGGGAUCAGAAAAAAUGAAGGUCUUCAAUAAGGCUCUUUUGGGGAAAUGGAUUUGGAGAUUUGGCAGAGAAAGAGGGAGCUGGUGGAGGAGUUUAAUUGCAGCCAAGUAUAGCCCUGACAUUGGGGACUGGGUUACUACCAGUUCCAUAAUCUCUCUUGGGGACUGGGUUACUGAGUAAUGGCCUUUCGGUUAAGUUGGGGAAUGGCCAGAGGAUUCGAGUCUGGAAGGAUGUGUGGUGUACUAAUAGACCCUUGCCGAGAUGUUCCCUCAGCUGUUUCAAACGGGAGAAAACCAAGAAGCCUUGGUUGCUGACUGCUACGAGGUUAGAGACAACAAUUGCCUUUGGGGCCCCUCUUUCAGAAGGCAUUUCCAGGACUGGGAAAUAGAUCAAGUAUCAGGGCUGUUGGAGAUGUUAUCUAAUCAGUCUCUGGAUUUAUCAGUAGAUGAUUCAUGGGUUUGGUCAUGGAGCACAGAUGGUCUGUUUUCUGUUACCUCGUUUCCCAGGAUCCUCUCAACAGAUCAAUUUGCUGAUUUCCCGGCUGAUAAAGUCUGGAACCAGAUUGUCCCUUUAAAGCUAAAUGCUUUGAUCUGGGCUGUGGCUCUGGAUAAGUGCCUUACCAAGAGAAAUCUGGAGAGGAGAGGUAUACAGCUGCAGGAUUCUUAUUGUGUGUUCUGUAAUUAAGGGGAGGAAGGUAGCAGCCACUUAUUUCUGCAUUGUCCUAUACAAAAUCUGGAACCACUUCUCUAGGCAGCUAGCUUGGGUCAUGCCUACAACUGUUUUGCAUCUCUUGUGGAGCUGGGACCAGAGAGGCCUAUCUAAAUUAGGAAAAGGUGUCUGGCUCUCAAUUCCUGCAGCUGUAAUUAGCACCAUUUGGGCUGAAAGAAACAGAAAAAUUUUCCAGGAUAAACACAACACUGUGGAUCAGCUAUUGUCCUGUACUGUUGGAAAACUAAUCUCUUGGAAUGCUGUUGCUUUAGGAAUUCAACCAAGGGUAUUGGGAGCCCAGCUGAUCCCUGGCGGCUUCUAAUUGUACUGUUUUCCGGCUUCUUGGUCCCCAGAAUUAUGGUUUUGGGGCCUCUUGUAUUCUGUAACUUGGUUCUGUUCUAAUAUAUAUAUAUAUACAGACACCCUUCAGGCUUCA